UCAAAUCAUUUUGCCAGCCAUGUCGACUCAAGUCUUAGAAUGUGGUGGGGUCGUUACGUAUCAGAUCCUUUGCGGCAGAGAGAUUGCCACAAAGGAUCGCUUUGCCACACAGAUGGCGAACUACUGCUACUUGGUGGUGAACACGUUGGAUAAAACCGCCAUCGCCAUAGAUGCUGCCUGGGAUGUGCAAGGUUUGUACGACUUGGCCAGCGAGCUGGGCGUGAAGAUUGUGGGAUGUGUCUACACGCACUUCCAUUUUGAUCACUGCGGUGGAGACGUACACCCCAUGUUCACCGGUGGACAGAAGGUGAACCUGCCUGGGGCCAAAGAGGUGGAAGCCGCAGGUGGAAAGAUCUGGGCCGGCAAGGAAGAUGCCGAGGAAAUCAAGAAGCAGUGCCAUUUGGACGAGGUGGUGCCGAUGAGAGAUGGCGAUGUGCUUCCCUGCGGAGACCUGGUGCUUCACAUCAUUCGAACUCCUGGUCACACCCCAGGCUCAAUCUGCGUGUUUGCUGCCCCGCGUUCUUUGUCACCUCGAGUAGAGAUGGGCAAGUCUCCCUUCAAGGAGGCAGGACUUCUCAUCACCGGUGACACUUUGUUCGUGGGCUCCUGUGGCCGCACCGAUCUCCCAGGCUCUGAUCCGCGUGAUAUGAUGAGUUCACUGGCGAGGUUAAGCACCAUGGACCCUGCGGUGGUUGUGUGUCCAGGCCACAAUUACGCUAUGGAGCCCUUCUCAACCAUUGGGGCCGAGCGGGCCCAAAACGAGAUGGUAAAGAUGGGCCUUUCACAUUUUCCAAAGCCGCUACCUGUACCUCCUUGUGCCAUGUGUGGUACUGGCCUGCCCUGUGGGCCGAAGGGAUUCAGGAUCGGUCGAAAGGCACGGAUUGUGAAGCUAACGUCUGAGCAGGGACAGGCCAUCAACGGUCAAGACUGUGUCAUUGAGAGCUACAUGGAAGACCGAGAGCGCUAUGCCGUCCGGAUGAUCAAUGCAUCAGCCGUGAAAGUUCUGAAACCGGAGAACCUGGAAAAGCCUGAAAAGGACGCGACUGAAGCCCCUGAAGCAACCUAGUCGCGACUAGGAUCGCCGGAGAAUGUCAUGGAUUUUUUGAUGGAUCAAUUGUCUGCAAAGUCAGGUCACGUGUAGAAUAUGGGGGUUGCACCCCAUAUAGGUCUGUCUGAAAACGGGGACACCUCAAAAUGGC
Molecule: messenger RNA, 1199 nt
Organism: Cladocopium goreaui
Lineage: Eukaryota; Dinophyceae; Suessiales; Symbiodiniaceae
Source: the annotation of a GenBank genome assembly